UCCUGGAUAAGAUGGCGGCGGCCGGGGUCUUGGGGAGCGGUCGUAGAGGGUGCCGCCGCCCUAGGCGAGGUCUGGCCGCCCUGCGCGGAAGAACCGCCCCCUGCAGCACCAUCUCCAACGCUUAGCAAAGGAACCCAGGCCCCGCCCGGGACGGCAGCCACACCAUGGAUUCUUCUAGUUCAUCUAGUUAUUUCUCUGUCGGCUCCACUCCCAGCUCUGUGGUUCUCCUCUACUCGAAAGAGCUCAAAAAAUGGGAUGAAUUUGAAGAUAUUUUAGAAGAGAGGAGGCAUCUCAGUGACUUCAAAUUUGCAAUGAAAUGCUAUACACCUCUUGUCUACAAGGGUAUUACCCCUUGCAAGCCAAGUGAUAUUAAAAAUAGUGUUCUCAAUUCUGAAGAGAUUCAUUAUGUCAUAAAACAGCUUUCCAUGGAAUCACUUCAAUCUGUCGAUGCCCUCCGGGAAGAAGUUUGUGAAAUCUUGGAUGAGAUGAGCCACAAACUGCGUCUGGGGGCUAUACGGUUUUUUGCCUUUGCUUUGAGCAAAAUAUUUAAACAGAUUUUCUCAAAAGUGUGUGUAAAUGAAGAAGGUAUUCAGAAACUGCAACGAGCCAUCCAGGAGCAUCCUGUCGUUUUGCUGCCUAGUCACCGAAGUUACAUUGACUUUCUCAUGUUGUCAUUUCUUUUAUACAACUACGAUUUGCCUGUCCCAGUUAUAGCCGCAGGAAUGGACUUCCUGGGAAUGAAAAUGAUUGGUGAGCUGUUGAGGAUGUCAGGGGCCUUCUUCAUGCGACGCACCUUUGGUGGCAAUAAACUCUACUGGGCUGUAUUCUCUGAAUAUGUAAAAACUAUGUUACGGAAUGGUUAUGCUCCUGUUGAAUUUUUCCUCGAAGGGACAAGAAGCCGCUCUGCCAAAACAUUGACCCCUAAAUUUGGUCUUCUGAGUAUUGUGAUGGAACCAUUUUUCAAAAGAGAAGUUUUUGAUACAUACCUUGUUCCAAUUAGCAUCAGCUAUGAUAAGAUUUUAGAAGAAACUCUUUAUGCAUAUGAGCUCCUAGGGAUUCCUAAACCGAAAGAAUCUACUGCUGGGUUGUUGAAAGCCAGAAGGAUUCUGUCUGAAAAUUUUGGAAGCGUCUAUGUAUACUUUGGAGACCCUGUAUCACUUCGAUCUCUGGCCUCUGGGCGGAUGGGUAGGAGUCCGUAUAACUUGGUUCCCAGGUAUAUUCCUCAGAAGCAGUCUGAGGACACGCAUGCCUUUGUCACUGAAGUUGCCUACAAAAUGCAGCUUGUACAAAUUGAAAAUCUAGUUCUGAGCCCAUGGUCCCUAAUAGUAGCUAUUCUACUUCAGAACCGGCCGUCCAUGGACUUUGACGCUCUGUUAGAAAAGACUUUAUGGCUAAAAGGCUUAACCCAGACAUUCGGAGGAUUUCUCAUUUGGCCUGAUAAUCAGCCGGCUGAAGAAGUUGUCCAGUCGCACAUCCUUUUGCAUUCCAACAUUGCCAGCCUUGUCAAAGACCAGGUGGUUCUCAGAUUGGGGUCUGGAGACUCAGAAGUGGUUGAUGGACUUAUUUUCCAACACAUCUCUCUGCUCAUGUGCUCAUCUUACCGGAACCAGCUGCUCAACGUUUUUGUCCGUCCAGCCUUAGUCGCCACAGCACUGCAGAUGUCACCUGGUUUCAGGAAAGAAGAUGUCUACAGUUGCUUUAACUUCCUACGUGAUGUUUUAUCAGAUGAGUUCAUCUUCUUUCCAGGAAAUACAGUAAAGGACUUCGAAGAAGGUUGUUACCUGCUUUGUAAAAGCGAGACCAUUCAAAUGACUGCACGGGACAUUUUAGUUACUGAAAAAGGAAAUGCUGUGUUAGAAUUUUUAGCAGGACUCUUCAGACCUUUUGUGGAAAGUUAUCAGAUAAUUUGCCUGUACCUCUUACGAGAAGAAGAAGACCACUUCACCGAGAAACAGUACUUGGCUGCUGUUAGAAAAUUCACAAGUCAGCUUCUCAAUCAAGGUGCCUCUCAGUGUUACGAUGUAUUAUCUUCUGAUGUACAAAAAAAUGCCUUAGCAGCUUUUGUGAGGCUUGGUGUCAUAGAGAAGAAGAAAGUAAAUAAUGAUUACAUAUUUAGUGUGAAUGAACCUGCCACAACAAAAUUAGAAGAAAUGCUUGGAUGUAAAAUACCAAUAAGAAAAACAGCCACUGCAAAACUUUAAUAAUCGCCAAUUAUGGAAAAUUUGGUCACAUAAUUAUAGUCAUCAAAGGACUAUUACUACAGCAAUAGGGAAGUAAAGGAAGAGAUUGUCUUCUCAUCCUUCGUAAGACUUCAAGAACAUAGAUUCCAGAGAGCGGAAGAAAUGAUCAGUGUGAGCAAUCAACGUAAUCUUCCCACAUGGUUAAAAGGCAUUUGUAUCCAACAGUGUGUGUUUUAAAAUAAAGCAAUCUUUUAAAAACA
Molecule: messenger RNA, 2440 nt
Organism: Ochotona curzoniae (black-lipped pika)
Lineage: Eukaryota; Metazoa; Chordata; Mammalia; Lagomorpha; Ochotonidae
Gene: GNPAT
Product: glyceronephosphate O-acyltransferase
Exons: 16
Coding region: 165-2201 (678 amino acids)
Biological process (GO): ether lipid biosynthetic process
Cellular component (GO): peroxisome; peroxisomal membrane; mitochondrial membrane
Molecular function (GO): glycerone-phosphate O-acyltransferase activity
Source: RefSeq, a predicted model, not a curated record